AAUAGCAACAACAACAACAACAACAUCAACAACAACAGUAAUAGGAUCAACAACAAUAACAACAACAAAAAUAACAAUAAAAAAAUAAACAACAACAACAACAACAAAAGUAACAACAAUAACAACAACAACAACAACAGCAACAACAACAACAACAACAACAACAACAACAACAAUAACAUCAACAACAAUAGCAACACCAAUAGAAACAAUAUCAACAACAACAACAACAACAACAAUAAUAUUAGCUAUAACAACAACAAUAACAACAACAAAAAUAACACCACCAAUAACUACAACAACAACAACAACAAUAACACCAGCAAUAACGACAACAACAUCAACAACAACAACAAAAACAAUAACAAAACAUGCAACAAAAACAGCAGCAACAACAACAACAGCAACAACGAAAACAACAACAACAACAACAACAAUAGCACUAACAAUAACAAUAACAGCAACAACAGAAAUGCCAACACCAAUAACAAUAACACAAUUACCACCACUACCAACACCAACAACAAUAAAAUGGAGAAAAGAUGCAAAGGUACUUGGAGGCAAGGUAGACACUCACAGCAGCAGCUCCGACUAGUAGAUGAUGAUUUUAAGGCUUUGGAGGAUUGUGGGGGCAAUGAUCAGUGGAGGGAAAUGUGGAAGUUGAAAAGAGAGGGGAGAUGA
This is a messenger RNA of Solanum pennellii, 681 nucleotides long. RefSeq lists its product as uncharacterized. The annotation marks the transcript as partial. The record is from RefSeq and is a predicted model, not a curated record. The transcript is spliced from 4 exons. Lineage: Eukaryota; Viridiplantae; Streptophyta; Magnoliopsida; Solanales; Solanaceae.